Molecule: messenger RNA, 3855 nt
Organism: Trichoderma gamsii
Lineage: Eukaryota; Fungi; Ascomycota; Sordariomycetes; Hypocreales; Hypocreaceae
Exons: 1
Coding region: 1-3855 (1284 amino acids)
Source: RefSeq, a predicted model, not a curated record
AUGGAAGAUCCACUUUGCCCAGCCCUCAGGCGAGUUGCAGAAAUCGGCACUCUCUAUGAUGCGAAAGCAGAUAAAUUUCUACAAGCCUCAAUCCUAUCUUCCAACCUACUGGCCAGUUAUGUAUCAACACGGCCAACCGCUACCACAGAAAUCACCCUCUCAAAAUGUGCCUCAUACAUGGAUAUCUUUAAAGAUCUCCAUAUAGACGAAGACACUGCGGUCAACAUUCUUGCCGGGUUACUUCAUCUGCAAGGCGCCGCCGCUUUCAUUCGUGAUUUCACGCCCAGCGGAGGAGAUCUUCGUGCCGCCAUCAUUCAUCAUGUCUCGACAGUGCAGCAGACACUGGACAAUGUGAUUGAAGCAUUCAAGUCAUGUAGCGACUUGACGCCUUUGGGGAAAAGUGACUGCACUCACGUCGUGAUUGGAAUCAACUGGGGCUUGAAGACGGUCAUUGCAGCCAAUAGUCCCAUGUCAAGAAAAUCUAGUCGACCCGAAGAGGAUGAUAUCACCUUUCAAGGAGAUCUGAAUACUCUGACUUACGCUAUCGAAUCUGCCUUUCUCACACCUAAAACACCUCCUAAACUGGAGAUUUGCGGCGAGCUCACGCUCUAUAGCGAUGUUCUUGAGAAAGAAGGUCUUGUUAUGCAAGACGUUUCGGAGAUCUGCAACUUCAUCCGAAUUGUACCAGAUCAUAUUCGGCGAGAGAAUGGCGGAAAGGGAUGGCCAAUAGAAUACACCUUGAUCCCCAUCACGGCACUUUCAUACAUGGUUUCGCUCCCGCUGGGAUUUCGGUAUACUCUUAAUCCAAUCAGGAAUGAUUAUCUUGCUGCCUUCAUUCAGCUAUUUGACCAAUUUGAGGUCUCCGCAGUUGGACUCCAGAAAUAUGAUGCCUACCUAGUAGGCCAUAUGAUGCACACUAGCAAAGAUCAUCUCAAUCAAGUUAUUACUUCUAUGAAGGCUUUGGAAGACCUCAGAAACCGGACGGUUAAACGGCUGUCUUAUGUCUUGCAGGAGGCACGAAAGGGAAAGGGAGGGCCUUCGAUGCUGUUUGACCUAUAUCAACAAGCCACUUCGGGAGAAUUUACUGUAGAGCAUGCAUCCGCCAUUAUUGGCCAGGAAUCUAGCAAGCUCAAUUUCAUCAGCAGCGUUGCUGCACAAGGCGCAAGAUAUUUGGGCUUCAACGGGAUUUCUCCAGAGACAGUCAACAAGUCUCACAAAGACGACCAUUUUUAUGUAUUUCAUUUCAGUUCUGCGUCAAUGGACCAAAAGAAACAAUGGGAGGAUAACGUCGCUUUGUUGUUGGAUUUACUCAGUCAGCCAGAUCAACAUAUGCCAGUCUAUCUAUUAGAUCAUGACUCGGUAGACUCUUAUUUCUGCCCUGAUGCCGGACCAUGCAUAUCCCAGUACAAGGGCGAGAAGGAGACUAUUCCCGAUGUUCUCAGUUACCGCCAGUUUCUGUCUUCAAAAUGCUUCGCUCAACCUCAUGGUGCUGCUCUGGAUACUAGUAGGCGCCAACGACCAGUCAAGAGAUGCAUUGUUAGGGUACCUUGCCCCAAACCAAACUGUGAUUCUAGAUGUGUGGAAUGGAUCUGUCCAGUAUGCUUUGUCGAGAUUGAGUUCGGAUACAGCGACGAACACUUCUACUGCGAAUGUGGCCGGGCCGCUUACAGCACAUUCAAGUUUAAAUGUAACGAUCCCAAGCACGGAGCUACAUACACAAGAUAUAAUGCAAAGGAGCUUCACAAAAUCUUGACCGGGUUGGAUGAGGCUGACUUCAUCAACAUACUCAUUCUCGGAGAAACUGGAGUGGGAAAGUCGACAUUUAUCAAUGCCUUCGUCAAUUACUUGACCUAUUCAACACUGGAUGAAGCCAUAGAUGUGGAUGAGCUCACAUCUGUGAUACCGUGCUCUUUCUCUCUUCAGACCAUGGACAGAGCAAAUUUGUCUGCAGGAAUUCAAGAAUACAAUGUCAAGGUUGGCGCUCGUGAUGAUGAAGUGGAUGGUUCAACGGGGAAGUCGGCAACCCAGAAGUCAUCUGUUUACACUGUGAAAAUUGGGACAAAGACAUAUCGCUUGAUUGACACGCCAGGAAUUGGGGAUACUCGAGGCCUGUCUUACGAUAAGGAGAACAUGGCCGAUAUCCUGAAAGCCAUCAGCAGCUACGAACAACUGCACGGUAUUCUAGUCCUGGUCAAAUCGAACAACGCUCGCCUUACCAUUACUUUCAGAUUCUGCGUCAAGGAACUCCUCACUCAUCUCCACCGUAGUGCUGCGAAAAGUAUGGCCUUUGGGUUCACUAACACGCGCAUAUCCAAUUACGCCCCUGGAGAUACCUUCAAGCCACUCAAGUCACUCCUUGAUGAGCACUCGGAUAUUCCCAUUACACUCUCAGCAACAACUACAUACUGUUUCGACUCUGAAAGCUUCCGCUACCUUGCAGCGUAUAAGCAGGGAGUGCCGCUCCCCAGUGAAGAAGAUUUCCGCGCAAGCUGGGAUCACUCGAGUAAAGAGGCGCAUAGGCUUCUCAAUUACUUCGCAUCGACACCGCCCCAUCCCGUUGCCAGCACAAUUAGCCUAAAUGGAGCACGAAAGCUGAUAUUGGAACUCACGAAACCAAUGGCGAGCAUUGCAGAAUCUAUCAGAAAAAACAUCACGUUGUGCGUUGACCAGAGGACGGAGCUGGAUGGCACAAAAUUGACUGCGGCGAACCUUCGCAAGAGGCUUCGCAUAGAGAAGAUCCAGUUCGUAGCCAAGAAGUUGGAUAGACCUCGCACGGUCUGCCAGAAGCAUGAUUGUUGUGAUUUUAAGGAUAGCGGUCUUGGAGACGGGGCAGUUGUCACCAUUUACAAGACGCACUGCCACCCUGAAUGCUACCUGGACAAUGUCAAAGAAGACGUCGUCGCCGAUCCAGGUCUCAUACACUGCUAUGCUUUUGGUGGCAGCAAUGUUUGCAGGCUAUGCGGCCAUCGAUGGCAAGAGCAUUUACACGUUCUCUACGAAUUGUCCGAGACCAAGGCUCUAAUCACAGAUACCGAAAUUGAGAGGCAACUAAAGUCUAACGCAGACGAUGUAACGCUCCGACAAACAAGCAUCGCUAGGCUGGACAAAACUAUUGAAGAGUACAAACAAGAGCUCGACGAGAUUCGACGUGCUGCGGCUCGAUUUUGUCUGUUUCUGAGGGAGAACUCAAUCACUGUCAUUAACGACGCUACACUGGACUAUCUUGAGAUGCUCAUUCAGGAUGAAAAGGGCAUUAUUGACACCGCAAAUCGACGAGGCAUACCGACGAACAAGAAACGCCUCGAAGCAUUGCAGGAGGACAGGCAGAUCCACCUCCAGCUGGUUGAAACGUUCAAGCAGAAUAUGCUUGAGCCUUCUGGUCCAGAGGACGUGCUCCUUGACGAACAAGGGGUUGAUGCUCUGGUGAAAAAGCUAUAUGCGCUGCAGCAUUUUGGCGAAAACCUGAAGCAUAUCAAAUAUGUCAUAGACACUUCGCUAGAAGAGACUUCUCGGGAGCGGCCCUACCGUGUACAAACUUCUAAUCGAAACAGAUACAGUUUAUCGAGUAAUGGGAAACGAACCAGUGGCCACAGGCGGGGAGAAUCUCACGGCAACGACUUAUUAUCUUCCUCGGCGAACAAAAUCCUCAAAAUGGGGAGCGGCGGUCAAAGAUGGAGCAUAGAGCUGGUGUCGCCAUCUCUCUUCCCCCAACUUUCAUACGCCCAGGUGGCCAGUCAGGGUUCUUCGUACAAACACGCACCCAUCAAAUUCAUGAAUAGGGUGAGAGAGUGGUGGACUUCUGGAGAUGGCCAGAAGAAGAAGCGCCUUGUUGACGCGCAUUCGAGUUUAGACUGA